CCCUAACUAAAACACCAAAAAUUCUUAUUAUGGCAGCAAUAACAUCUGUAUCUUCAAGCCCCAAAUGGCUAGUUUUGAUGUUCAUGGCAUUAGUUUUUCAGAACCAAAUGGCUCAAUCUCAGACACAAACUUGUUCAAAUUCACUUGCAAAUCUGAAUGUGUGUGCACAAUUUGUGGUGCCUGGUGCAGCCAACACCAGCCCUAGCCCCGACUGCUGCACAGCAUUACAGGGCCUGGAACAUGACUGCAUUUGCAAUACUCUCCGUAUUGCGGCUCGUCUUCCUGCACUGUGCAACCUCCCUCCUCUCUCUUGUGGUGCAAACUGAGUAGCAUUUGCUGAGGACUGCAGAAUAAUGUCAAAGAUGUCCAACCCCCCCCCCCCC
Messenger RNA from Olea europaea var. sylvestris, 383 nucleotides. RefSeq names its product stamen-specific protein FIL1-like. NCBI's taxonomy places the organism in Eukaryota, Viridiplantae, Streptophyta, Magnoliopsida, Lamiales, Oleaceae. The transcript is spliced from 2 exons. The record is from RefSeq and is a predicted model, not a curated record. Bases 30 to 326 code for a protein of 98 amino acids.